Messenger RNA from Aspergillus ibericus CBS 121593, 1477 nucleotides. Its product is annotated as NAD(P)/FAD-dependent oxidoreductase. The record is from RefSeq and is a predicted model, not a curated record. Bases 47 to 1354 code for a protein of 435 amino acids. The transcript is spliced from 3 exons. Gene Ontology annotation, molecular function: L-pipecolate oxidase activity; flavin adenine dinucleotide binding; sarcosine oxidase activity. NCBI's taxonomy places the organism in Eukaryota, Fungi, Ascomycota, Eurotiomycetes, Eurotiales, Aspergillaceae.
CGCUUCCACAACUUCCCAUUUCCCCACCUCUCUCAGCACUAACAUCAUGUCUCUUCCCCCCAACAUCCUGAUUGUCGGAGGAGGGGUCUUCGGCCUAUCUACGGCCCUGGCCCUCUCGCACCGUCAUCCCAACUCCCAAAUUACCCUCCUGGAAGCCUCCCCCACAAUUCCCAACCCCCACGGAUCCUCCGUCGACACCUCCCGUAUCAUCCGCGCCGACUACUCCCAACCUCACUACGCUCAACUCGCCGCUGAUGCCCUCGAACUCUGGCGCAACACCGACUGGGGCAAAGAAGGCCGAUACACCCAGAACGGUCUCCUCCUCGUCUAUCCUCCCGGUAGCACCAACGCCCGCGACUACGCAACUAAGAGCUAUCACAACGUCAAGCAAAUUCCCGGCCAAGAUGUCGAGCUUCUCCCCACCAAAUCCGACGUCACGCGGGUUGCCCCAGCCUACGGAGUCGAUCUCAAAGUCGCAGGCGGCUACGUAAAUUGGGGCUCAGGCUGGGCCGACGCCGAGGCCGGCGUCCGAUACGCCAAGCAGCGUCUCGACCAGGAAGGCAAAGUCAUCUUCAAGACCGGCGAGGUCAGCAGUCUCCAGUACAGCAACGACCGAGUCACAGGCGUAAACCUCGCCAAUGGAUCCUCCCUCACAGCCGACCUGGUCAUCCUCGCAACAGGAGCCUGGACCGCAAAGCUUGUCGAUCUGCGAGGUCGCACGGUCCAAACGGGCCAGGCAUUAGCGUACAUGCGCAUCUCAGACGAGGAACAGAAGCAACUAGAACAUAUGCCGACGAUUCUCAACUUCGCAACAGGGAUGUUCAUCAUCCCGCCGCGCAACAACCUGCUGAAGGUUGCGCGACACGCCUACGGCUACGUCAACCCAGUCCAGGUUGCCGUGCCCGGCACCAAGGACGAGAAGAUGGAAAUCAGUCUGCCCGAGAACGGGGUGCCCAUUCCCGCGGAAGGCGAGCUAGCGUUCCGGGAUGCAUUGAAGGAGUUGAUCCCCAGCUUUGCGGACAGACCAUUCGUCCAGACUCGAGUCUGCUGGUAUACCGAUACCCCCAAGGGCGACUUCAUCAUAACCUACCACCCCAACCACCCCGGCCUCUUCCUCGCCACGGGCGGCAGCGGCCACGGCUACAAAUUCCUCCCCGUCCUCGGCGAAAAGAUCGUAGACGCCCUAGAACGCAAACUCGACCCCGAAUUACAGAACCUAUGGGCCUGGCCUGCGGCCGUUCCGGAGAGUGAGUUUGACGGAACCGAAGAUGGAAGUCGCUCGGGCCCGAAGGGCCUGCGGUUGCUGGACGAGUUGGCGAAGACGAAGAAGGCUCAGCGGAGGAGUGCUCUGUGAUUGGGUUGGCUGGCUGGCUGGCUGGCCGGAUGUAAUCAUACUAUAUAUAUAUUAUAGUAGUACGUAGAUUGCUACCAGUACCCAUAACGGAAACUACCAGAUGUAAUAUCACUAUUCUAGUAU